GCGCGAUGAAGUGAGAAGUGUGUAAGAGUGUGUGUGUGUGUGUGUGUGUUGGAAAGUUUUCCCAUCUUCCGGCAUUGCACAGGCUCUCUUUUUAAAACCUGAGCUGAGAAUCGAGUUGGUAAGGAAGCGGCAGCGCGUUACAACUUCAGCAAACGCCGAUUUACCAGAAAGCUUAAACAGGUUGAGAUGGAACCCAUGGACACUAUCAACAUGUCCUUCUUGACUGACUCAGAGCGGGAUCUGAUCUUACUGGUGCUUCAACGUGAUGAAAUGCUGAGACGGGUAGAGGAACAGCGGGUUAAAAAACUGAAAGCAGAUUUGUUGGACAUUAGGAGGAAGGGAGCAAAACGCAGCAGUGGCAACUACAGUAAGCACAGCUGUGGACGAUGUCAGGAGCCCCUGGGUCGUCUAUCUGCCAACUCCAACCAAUGCCCAGUGUGCAAACACCAAGUGUGCCAAAACUGUCGCACUGUCCGAGCCAAAGGGUUCUGGCAGUGUAAUGUAUGUGCUAAAGAGGCAGACAUAAAGAAGUCUACAGGCGACUGGUUCUAUGAUGAGAGGGUUAACCGUUUUUCCACAGCUCCUGGACAUGACCUAGUCCGAGCCUCAAUCAGGAAGCGGACACCAAGUGCCAUCCCAGCAAAGAAGCGUGAAACUACAGGAGAAGUGUUGUUAACCAGUCCAGAGUUGAACCCCACUCAAAGUUUACCAGUACCAAAGCCCCGACUGAAGGAUCUUGCUCUGGAAAACAAAAGCCCAUCAAGUGAGAAUCUGCACAAGAGCGACACCGACUCAUCUGAAAAUACCAGCCUUAGCAGUAGCCAUGCUCACAAUGACUCUUUCUCCAGUACUCAAUCAACACAGAGGAACGAGGUGGUGAACAAGUUGAGCGAAACAGGUUCCAGUGAGUCAGGUGUGCCCUCUCCUACUAAAACCCACAGUCCUUCUGGAUCCUCUGUAGCCACUGAGACUGCAUCUUUAGUUCAUCAAAUUCAUAUAUCGGAGACUUUAAACGAUGACAAUGAUGGCCUUUUCAAGAAAAGUGUUAGAAGAGUGCACAAGAUAUCAGAUUUUAAGCCAGCUUCUGUAAUGGAUGUACGCUAUAAUGAGACUGAGAACACUGCAGCCUCCAUGGGAGACAGAAGCAAGUCAGUUCCAGGUCUAAACAUAGAUGAAGAGGAGGAGGAAGAGGAUAUUGAUAACUUGGUCAGCAUUCACAGAAGGACUGUGGGUGACGGCAACACCAGUCUGCGUGCCUCCAAUAGCACAAUUGGCAGUAUGAUGAGCGUGUACAGUGAGGCAGGGGAUUACGAUAUUGUGGACGUCAGUGGGGAUAUUGUCUUCUCCCUCCAUUAUGAUGAGAACAAGCAGAGCUUUUCCAUUCUGGUUAAAGAGUGCAGAGGAUUGGCUUAUGCUGACUCUGCCAAAAAGAAGUGUAACCCAUAUGUCAAAUGUUACCUCCUACCAGACAAAUCUCGUCAGAGCAAGAAGAAAACAGCUAUCAAGCGCAACACCAUCAGCCCUAGCUACAAUGAGACAUUAAAAUACUCCAUCAGUCGCUCCCAGCUGAUGUCUCGUACCAUCCAGCUAUCAGUGUGGCAUUAUGACCGUUUUGGACGCAAUGCUUUCCUCGGGGAGGUGGAGAUACCACUGGACUGCCAGGAUAUUGAUUCAGGCCAAGAGGAGUGUGUGGCACUUAAAGGAAAGAUGGGUAACUCGUUGAUACCAGCAGCUUUUUCCCAGUACAAAGGAGAACUAGUGAUUACUCUAAAGUAUGUCACAGAGACAAAGGCAGCUGGAGAAAAGCCCAAAGGCAAAAAGGCCAAAGUAGAGGGUGGUGGAGAGCUGCACGUGUUAAUUAAGGAGGCUAAGAAUCUUUGUGCAAUGAAAGCAGGGGGCACAUCCGAUUCCUUCGUGAAAGGAUAUCUGCUGCCGUCUACAGCCAAGUCAACCAAGAAGAAGACGCAGGUGGUAAAGAAGACGGUGAACCCACAUUAUGAUCACACAUUUAUUUACAAAGAUGUGUGUCUGGAGCAGCUAAAGGGCAUGUGCCUGGAGCUCACAGUCUGGGACCGAGAAGCCUUGUCCAGCAAUGAUUUCCUGGGAGGGGUGCGUUUGAGCUCAGGGGCAGUGCGACUGAAGGAGGGGAAGAAGGAGUGGGUGGCUGACUCAACCGGAGAGGAAGUGUCUUUGUGGCAGAAGAUGAUGCAAUUCCCAGAUUCAUGGGCAGAGGGCAGUCUCCCCCUGCGUUCUUCCAUGAGCAAGUGAAAGCAAGGACUCUGGCAAUGGUCCUAGAUAAGUCAGGGCCACGUGGGUUGGUAUUGCUUUUAGUUAAUACUUCAGAGAAAACACUUCAGUUUUUAAUAUUAUAAACUGUAUAAUCAGCAUGAACUUAAACCAGGAGAGCACCCAUUGUUUUCCAUUUAGUACAGGCCAGUUUAACCAGAGAAAUGAACUGGAUUUGAGCUUAUGGGUGCAAUUCAGUGCAUGCAUGCUCCAUUUUCUUUUUAUAUACAGAGAUCUGCAAAUCUGCAAUAUUGUUACAUUUUUAUAUGAAAAAAGAAAAUGCUGAAUCAAAAAUUCUGCAAAAAAAAUCUUUGACAUUCCUCUUGAAUGAGUACAGUUUCAUCAUUCAGAUUUUUGUCUAGAAAGCUGUAAUUAUUUACUGCUCAAUUGCACAAAUCUCAGUUACUGUAGGUCCUGACUAAGAGGCAUGCAUAUUAAAAAUAGUUAUAUACAAUUCACAAUAAAUAUUAUAGUAUUUUGCA
This is a messenger RNA of Silurus meridionalis, 2768 nucleotides long. RefSeq names its product synaptotagmin-like 4 (gene sytl4). Gene Ontology annotation, molecular function: neurexin family protein binding; small GTPase binding. The transcript is spliced from 17 exons. Lineage: Eukaryota; Metazoa; Chordata; Actinopteri; Siluriformes; Siluridae. Gene Ontology annotation, biological process: intracellular protein transport; exocytosis. The record is from RefSeq and is a predicted model, not a curated record. Gene Ontology annotation, cellular component: plasma membrane; exocytic vesicle. The coding region runs from base 187 to 2268 and encodes 693 amino acids.